Daldinia caldariorum is the source of this 2499-nucleotide messenger RNA. RefSeq names its product transcriptional adaptor-like protein. Gene Ontology annotation, cellular component: nucleus; SAGA-type complex. The coding region runs from base 387 to 1973 and encodes 528 amino acids. Gene Ontology annotation, biological process: regulation of transcription by RNA polymerase II; chromatin remodeling. Lineage: Eukaryota; Fungi; Ascomycota; Sordariomycetes; Xylariales; Hypoxylaceae. The record is from RefSeq and is a predicted model, not a curated record. The transcript is spliced from 2 exons. Gene Ontology annotation, molecular function: zinc ion binding; transcription coactivator activity; chromatin binding.
GACCUAGCAGGCUGCAAGCAUUCCCCAUUUACAACCUCCAGCUGCUUGCUUCAUACUACAGAUACGUCCCCCUAACGUUUAACCAUCUAACAUACUACGAUACUACGAAUCGUACAUACCUUGUAUUACCCCGUACAGCAUUCAUCCGUUAUUGCUAACUAACCUCCAUCACCUUGUUGCGCGAUAUCAUAACCCACAACAACUCCCGGUGUUCGCCGCCUUCAAAACGCGUCAUUCGGCCGAUCGCAUCUACUAUAUUCUUCCAUAGCCGUGCCCUUAUCAAUCUAGUCUACUGUUACCGAACGUAUAUGAUAAUUGAUAAUUGAUAAUUGCGGAGUCCUUCCUAAUCGGACUUCGUAAUCCCGAACUUCACACUGGACGACAACAUGGGUGUCAUCCGCAAGAAGACGGCCACCAGAGGUGGUGAGAGCGGUACUAAAUACGUUUGCGACGUCUGUUCGGCGGAUAUUACCUCUACAGUCCGAAUGAGAUGUGCCCACAGUGCGUGCAACGAGUACGACCUCUGCGUUCAGUGCUUCUCUAGCGGUGCCGCCAGCGGUUCUCACCAACCAGCGACUCAUCCUUACAAGGUCAUCGAGCAGAACUCCUUCCCCAUUUUCGAUAGAGACUGGGGUGCAGAUGAGGAAUUGCUACUCCUCGAAGGCUGCGAAACUUAUGGACUUGGAUCGUGGGCCGAUAUUGCAGAUCACAUUGGCGGCUACCGUCACAAAGACGAAGUUCGAGACCAUUACCUCAAGGUCUACGUUAAUUCACCAUGUUUCCCACUUCCGGAGCGGUGCAAACCAUCCGACAUGGAACUAACGCACGAAAUCUCGCGGGAAGAAUUCCAAGCACGCAAAAAGCGACGCAUCGAGGACCGGAGAGAGGCUCAGAAGAACGCACCGCCGAUGCCACCUAAGACGAAACCUACCGCCAGCGUACCUUCCUGCCACGAAAUCCAAGGUUAUAUGCCCGGCCGACUCGAGUUUGAGACGGAGUAUGCCAACGAGGCUGAAGAGGCUGUCCAGCUGAUGCAAUUCGACCCCGGCGACGGUAUAAACCCACACACGGGAAACCUGGAGCCGGAAAUGGAACUCAAACUCACGGUUAUGGACAUAUACAACUGUCGGCUAACGCAGCGCGUCGAACGAAAGAAAGUUAUUUUCGAGCACAAUCUGCUCGAAUAUCGGGAAAACAACAAGCAGGAAAAGAAGAGAACCAAAGAAGAGCGAGACCUCCUGAACAAGGCCAAGCCUUUUGCGCGCAUGAUGAAUCAUGACGACUUUGAGGCAUUUUGCCAAGGCCUAAUCGACGAAUUGAAUCUGCGGCAGGCAAUCGCGCAACUACAAGAAUGGAGGAAUAUGAAGAUUGGGGACCUUCGCAGCGGUGAGAAGUACGAGCAAGAGAAAGCUCAGCGGAUACAAAAAGCCAUACCUAUGGGUUCGAUGGACCGCGAACGACUAGCUUCUGCGCAACGAUCUAAGCAGAACAUUCAACCGGAACCACCCAGCGGAGCUGCUCUGCUCGUAGCACCCGAGCUGCCUUUUAGACCUGCUACAACCGGAGCCUCGCCCCAAAGCAUCCCGGAUGCCACGGCGAGCGACGAGUCCAAACCGCUCGCAAAUGGCCACACGAAUGGAAUUACCAACGGCGUUGCACCCAACGGGACGGUUGUGUCGGGGAAGCAAAAGUUCAUCGCACAGCCCAUUUCAGGCGUGCAGCCGCUGGCGCUAACGCAAGAUAACGCCCCCGACUUACAUCUCCUUACGCCGGAGGAGGUAGAACUGUGCAAGGUUUGCCGAAUACAACCGAAGCCGUAUUUAAUGAUAAAAGAGCAGGUAUUUAAGGAAGGUCUGAAAGGAAACGGUGCCCUGAAGAAGAAGCAAGUGAAGGAGAUUUCCCGGCUAGAUUCGCAGAAAGGGAGCCGGAUAUUUGAUUUCUUUAUUAACUCUGGUUGGAUUGCAAAGGCAUGAAUAUUCGCAGCAGCGGGCUUGUUACCUAUCCAUCCAUGCUAUGAGCACGUCUACUAGCACUGCUAAGAAAGGGAAGACAGAGGAAGAAGAGAUGGAUCGCCAGCAUAUACAAUACGUACACGCACCGCUCCAGCCAGCCAGGUUCUACAUAGUAGAUAGGUAUGAAUCCACACAAAUCGCCGGAGUUACAACGGUCUAAUCGUUCAGACUAUGGUUUGAAGCCGGAGAGGGCUUAUGGAGUGUUGGUUUCAUUUUAGGUACCUAUUUUGGUAUUUUGGUAUGACUUCCCAUAGCGUACCUACCUAAAGAGGUACCUAAACAAUGUAUUUGAUUUUCGAGCGGAAUAAAAAUAAGAACUUGUAUAUAGUUGUUUCUCAUACUGGAGAUUGCAAGUUUGUCUAAGAGCUCUUAAUAUACCUAGGCCUAUUGACUUUGAAGCAAGAUAACUGCGUACCUACCUACCUCUAAGAUUAGCUAUUAUCUAUUAUCUCAGGUACCUAGGUUAGGCCUAGGUACCUCAUUUAGG